AUGCGAGAUCUAAAAACAUAUCUCUCUGUGGCACCAGUGGCAAGUACUCUAUGGUUCGUGGCUCUAGCGGGUCUCUUGAUAGAAAUCAAUCGUUUAUUCCCGGAUGCAUUGACAUUCCCCUUUUUUUCAUUCUAA
Cicer arietinum (chickpea) is the source of this 135-nucleotide messenger RNA. Lineage: Eukaryota; Viridiplantae; Streptophyta; Magnoliopsida; Fabales; Fabaceae. The record is from the annotation of a RefSeq genome assembly.